Pleuronectes platessa (European plaice) is the source of this 2770-nucleotide messenger RNA. Its product is annotated as nuclear factor 7, ovary-like. Gene Ontology annotation, biological process: protein ubiquitination. Gene Ontology annotation, molecular function: protein binding; ubiquitin-protein transferase activity; zinc ion binding. The record is from RefSeq and is a predicted model, not a curated record. The coding region runs from base 309 to 1712 and encodes 467 amino acids. Lineage: Eukaryota; Metazoa; Chordata; Actinopteri; Pleuronectiformes; Pleuronectidae. The transcript has a single exon.
UCCACCCACUCUAACUCAGCUGAGACAAACAGGAAGCAAAACGUAUUAUUCCUUCUUCCUGAGGAGACACGCACACACACACAGAGAAAUAAACACAAUAAGAAAAACCUCUACACAAAAACAACCACAUCCACUGAGAGAACAACUGCUGGAGGAAACACUGGAAACACUGGAAACACUGGAAUACUGGAAUACCUGAACUUCAACAGGCUGCGGACUGAGCCACGACUCAAAGUGAAAGUAAAUCUUCUUGUACCGACACACCUCGCUGUCCGUUUGCUGGGCUUUCAGUUUUACUGAGAGACAAAAUGUCUUCCAAAUCAGACGAGGAUUUCUCUUGUCCCAUCUGCCAUGAUAUCUACAAAGAUCCUGUCGUCCUGUCAUGCAGCCACAGCUUCUGUAAAGCCUGUCUGCAGAGAUGGUGGAGGGGGAAACAGGACCUUCUGUGCCCGUGCUGUAAGAGUAAAUCGUCAACGGGCAAUCCACCUCGUAACUUGGCUUUGAAGAACCUGUGUGAGGCGUUCUUAAAGGAGAGAGAUCGCAGAGGUUCGGUAAAGUCUGAGGUUCUCUGCAGUCUGCACGCUGAGAAGCUCAGACUCUUCUGUCUGGAUCAUAAGGAGGCCGUGUGUCUCGUCUGCAGAGAUUCAAAGAAACACACCAACCACACAUUCAGACCCAUUGAUGAGGCUGCACAGGAUCACAGAGAGGAGCUGCAGAAACACCUGAAGCCUCUGCAGGAGAAACUGAAGCAGCUCGAACAAGUUAAAGGAAACUGGGACCAAACAGCUCAGCACAUUCAGCUCCAGGCCCGACACACAGAGAAGCAGAUACAGGAGCAGUUUGAGAAGCUUCGCCAGUUUCUAAAGAAGGAAGAGGAGGCCAGGAUCACUGCUCUGAGGGAGGAAGAGCAGCAGAAGAGUCAGAUGAUGAAGGAGAAGAAUGAGGCUCUGAGCAGAGACAUAGCAGCUCUUUCUCACACAGUCAGAGUCACAGAGGAGGAGCUGAGAGCUGAGGACGCAUCAUUCCUGUUCAACUACAAGACUGCAGUGGACAGAGUCCAGCAGCGCCCCCUGCAGGAUGAUCCACAGCUGCUCCCAGGAGCUCUGAUGGACGAGGCCAAACACCUGGGCAACCUGACCUUCAACAUCUGGAACAAGAUGAAGGAGAUGGUCUCCUACACUCAUGUGAUUCUGGAUCCCAACACCGCAGACCCAGAGCUUGUCGUGUCUGGAGAUCUGACCAGUGUGAGAUCUGGAGAGCGGCGCCAGCUUCCGAAAAAUACGGAGAGGACCAAAUUCUCCUGCUCUGCUCUCGGCUGUCAAGGAUUUGACUCAGGGACUCACAGUUGGGACGUUGAAGUCGGAGACAACAAGGACUGGGAGCUGGGCGUGUUGGGAGAGCACAGCCAGAUGAGCAAAAGCCUGCAGGCAGGACUGUGGAGAAUUAUGUUCUUCAAUACGAAGUUGACAGCGUUCUCCACCUCAGGCCCAGAGCAGGAUCUGUCUCUGAAGAAGAAGCUCCAGAGGAUCAGGGUUUGUCUGGACUUCGACGAAGGAGAACUGUCUUUCUAUGAUCUUGACUCCAACACACACAUACACACAUUCAAACACACUUUCACCGACACCCUGUUUCCAUACAUUUACACAGAGAGUCGUCUGGCAGUGAAGAUUUUACCAGUGAAGGUAUCUGUGACCGUGGAACAGCCCAGUUAGAGAUCAUGAUGAAAAUUCUCGAUUGACACAAAUCUUUCUUUUCAUUUGCCAAGAUAUCAUUUUGAUUAUUAUCUUUGGUCGUUUUAUAAAAUUGUGGGUAAUGCUAGAUUUACAAUGUUAUGAAUAAUCUCUGUUCUGUAAAAUGAAAUUACAUAUUUAGAAGUUAAGAAGAAGAAAUCCCUUCCUGUUCUUGCUCGAUGUGACUUUGGAGAGUGGUUGCGACCUCAUGUGAUAAAUGUGGAAGUGACUGAGAGUCACAGCUUCGAUUGUCUGAAUCCACUGCAGCAAGUUGAAGAGUGAGGCUGAAGUGUAGAUCAGUCAAAAAGACUUAGAAAUCAAAAUGAAGCAGGAAACUUUUGAAACAUUACGAAUUCUAAACAGAGUUUGGUGGAUUUUUAACAGCUCUUCUGGUUCAGGAAAGCCGGGGAUUAUGGGUAAUGUCCACAGCUGAGGGGUGUUUCAGUUCGGUGAGUGGGACGACACAGUCAGAGCACGGAGCCCAACAGAGAUAAUUUCCACGUGUGCCUGCAGAGGGCGCUGUUGCUCAGUGAAGGCUACAUAGUGUUGCUUUAAAAAACGGGAUACAGGUUUACUUGGCUCAGAUGCUAAUAAUAACAAUUAGAAAACAUCAUUAGCAUAUUAGCGUCUCAUCUUUAGCUGGAGCUGAGCAUCGCUGUCAUCCCGAGAUGAUGGUUGACAAAGCUGUGAUGUCUUUACAGAUUCUUUGAUUGUGUAUCAUUUAUAUUUGUGAUGUAUAUUCUUUUGACACUGGAUGGUGGGGUUGAUGUGUUUUUGAAUAAAAUGCUUAGAAAUAGGUUGGAAAUUCAGUUGAUGAGGAAAAAGGUGUUUUCAUUUAAUGUCUCCAGUAGAAGGGAAGUACACUUCAAUGUUUUGUGUUAUGUUGUGUUGAAAAUGUGAAUGUCCAAACUGAAAAGUACAAAUCAUUUUGUUUAACAGAAAGUAAAUCUACAACGUGUGCAUUGUGAUUUUUCUCUGAUUGCUCUUUGGAUUAUUGUAAUUGUGGGAUCAAUAAAAAUUAAAUCAAAGGGAUCAAUUCA